This is a messenger RNA of Nakaseomyces glabratus, 2229 nucleotides long. RefSeq names its product dolichyl-phosphate-mannose-protein mannosyltransferase PMT2 (gene PMT2). Gene Ontology annotation, molecular function: dolichyl-phosphate-mannose-protein mannosyltransferase activity. Gene Ontology annotation, cellular component: endoplasmic reticulum; membrane. The record is from RefSeq and is a predicted model, not a curated record. Gene Ontology annotation, biological process: protein O-linked glycosylation via mannose. NCBI's taxonomy places the organism in Eukaryota, Fungi, Ascomycota, Saccharomycetes, Saccharomycetales, Saccharomycetaceae.
AUGUCUUCCACUGGUUUCCAGGGCAGUGAGAAGAGUGAUGCCGAAUUGAAGGCUAGAAAGCAGACGUCGGUAGACGAUGUCCUGAUAGAAGAGAAAGAGGAUACGUCGAAGCUGAAGGAUGCGAAGGUCUCGCAAAGUCCACUGCUGCAAUUGGAGGCAUACCUGAUGCCGCUUGUCUUCACAGGGUUGGCUCUGUUUGUCAGAAUGUAUAGGAUUGGCAUAAACGGUAAUGUGGUGUGGGAUGAAGCCCAUUUUGGUAAAUUUGGUUCUUACUACUUGAGACACGAGUUCUAUCACGAUGUGCAUCCACCACUGGGUAAGAUGCUAGUGGGUCUUUCCGGUUACUUGGCCGGUUACAACGGGUCCUUUGACUUCGAGUCCGGACACGAGUACCCUGAAUAUGUGGACUUCGUCAAGAUGAGACUGUUUAACGCUUCUUUCUCAGCUAUGUGUGUUCCAUUGGCCUACUUCACUGCUAAGGCAAUUGGUUUCUCCUUGCCUGCCGUGUGGUUGUUCACCUGUAUGGUGCUUUUUGAAAACUCCUACAGCACUCUGGGUAGAUUUAUCUUGCUGGAUUCCAUGUUAUUGUUUUUUACCGUCGCAUCUGUAUUCAGUUUUGUGAUGUUCCAUAACCAAAGAUCUCGUCCUUUCUCUAGAAAAUGGUGGAAAUGGCUCUUGCUGACCGGUAUCAACCUUGGUUGCACAAUCUCUGUCAAGAUGGUGGGUCUCUUCGUUAUCACUCUGGUCGGUAUCUACACUGUCAUUGACUUGUUGCAGAUGCUAAAUGAGAAGAAGAUGUCUUGGAAGUCCUACACCGGUCACUGGCUGGCAAGAAUCGUCGCGUUGAUCUGCGUUCCAAUGGCUGUCUUCAUGAUUUGCUUCAAGCUGCAUUUCGACCUAUUGUGGCACAGUGGUACUGGUGACGCUAACAUGCCUUCUCUGUUCCAAGCUGGUUUGGUCGGAAGUGAUGUCGGCGGAGGUCCUCGUGAUGUGGCCAUUGGUUCUUCUGUGUCUAUUAAGAACCAGGCUCUGAGCGGUGCUUUGCUGCACUCCCACGUCCAAACUUAUCCAGAAGGUUCUAACCAGCAACAAGUCACCGCUUACAGUUACAAAGAUGCCAACAACAACUGGGUAUUCCACAGAGUGAGAGAAGAAAGCCUAUGGGACAUAAACGAAACCGACAUCGAGUACGUUGUCGACGGUGCUGUUUAUAGACUUGUCCACGCCAACACCCAAAAGAACUUGCACACACAUUCCAUUGCUGCUCCUGUCGAUAAGAAGAAUUGGGAAGUUUCUGGUUACGGUAACCAUACUAUUGGUGAUGCAAAGGAUUACUGGGUUCUGGAAAUUGUAGACCAAAAGGGUUCUGAAAAUACAACUCAGGUUCAUCCUUUGACUACCUCAUUCCGUCUAAGAAACAAGGAAUUGGACUGUUACUUAGCUCAAACUGGUAACCACUUGCCAGAAUGGGGUUUCAGACAACACGAAAUUAGUUGUGUCAAGGAUCCUUUUAGGAGAGACAAGAGAACUUGGUGGAAUGUUGAAUCCCAUGAAAAUGAGAAACUUCCAACUCCAGAAGAGUUCAAAUACCCAGGUUCUGGUUUCUUGAAGGAUUUCAUUCACUUGAACUUGGCUAUGAUGGCUACCAACAAUGCUUUGGUUCCAGAAAGUGACAAAUUUGACUAUUUGGCAUCUUCUGCCUGGGAAUGGCCUACUUUGCACGUCGGUUUGAGACUAUGUGGUUGGGGUGACAACAAUCCAAAGUACUUCUUGUUGGGUACUCCGGUAACUACAUGGGCAUCAUCUGUUGCUGUAAUCUCUUUCAUGAUUUUGUUUGUUGUUCUCCUACUGAGAUGGCAAAGACAGUACAAUGAUUUCUCCAACAAAGAUGAUUUCAAUUUAUUCCUGAUGGGUGGUUUCUAUCCAAUUCUUGGAUGGGGUCUACAUUUUGUCCCAUUUGUCAUCAUGUCAAGAGUCACCUACGUCCACCAUUACUUGCCAGCUUUGUACUUCGCAUUGAUUAUCCUAACAUACAUCAUCGACGCUACAACCAAGAGAUGGAUGAAAUCAAAGUGCGGAAGUAUUAUGAGACUAGUGGUCUUUGCCAUCUCGAUAGCUUCUGUAGUUGGUUGUUUCUGGUACUUCUCACCAAUCUCCUUUGGUAUGACUGGUCCAGCAAUAAAUUAUCAUUACUUGAAAUGGGUCAAGACAUGGCACAUUCAUGACUAA